Molecule: messenger RNA, 1926 nt
Organism: Tetrapisispora phaffii CBS 4417
Lineage: Eukaryota; Fungi; Ascomycota; Saccharomycetes; Saccharomycetales; Saccharomycetaceae
Gene: RAD30
Product: DNA-directed DNA polymerase eta
Exons: 1
Coding region: 1-1926 (641 amino acids)
Biological process (GO): response to radiation; error-prone translesion synthesis
Cellular component (GO): nucleus; replication fork; site of double-strand break
Molecular function (GO): damaged DNA binding; DNA-directed DNA polymerase activity
Source: RefSeq, a predicted model, not a curated record
AUGUCAAAAUAUAAAUGGAAGGACUUGAUAUUGUUAACUUCAAAGACUGAUGCAUAUUCCUCUCCUCUGGCAUGUUUGGCACAUAUAGACGUCAAUGCAUUCUUUGCGCAAGCAGAACAAAUACGUUGUGGCUAUACUAAAGAUGAUCCAGUUGUUUGUGUUCAAUGGUCAUCAAUUAUCGCAGUAUCAUAUGCAGCAAGAAAAUAUAAUAUUAAAAGAAUGGAAAACAUAAUGGAAGCCCUUAAAAAAUCAGACAACAAAAUUAUCCCGAUUCAUACAGCAGUCUACAAGAAAGGUGAAGACUUCUGGCAAUACCAUGAUGGUUAUGGGAAAUGGAAUAAGGACCCUGACAAACAAUUAUCCCCAGAAAAAUAUAAAGUCUCUCUAAAUCCUUAUCGCAGGGAAGGGAGAAAGAUAUUCAAGUUAAUGAAAGAAUGGUGUGACUUAGUCGAGAUCGCAAGUUCGGAUGAAGGAUUUCUUGACUUAAGUAGAUUAGUUUUACAGAAACUUCUUUUCGAUGAAGAUAUCACAAAUUUCAAUGACGAUACAACUCAAAGCCGUACAAUACAAGAUAUGUUUGUAAACGGUGAUUAUAAUUUAGAAGACAACCUACCCCCUGUACCUAAAUACCUGAAAAAGUUGAAAUACGAAGGUAUAUUAUAUGCUGGAGAUGAAGGUGAUAAUAUAGAGGACUGGGAUGAUUUGUUUUUGUGCCUAGGUUCCAUAAUUAUGAGUGAAUUAAGAAAUGAAAUUGAAACAACUCUAGGUUACACAACUUCCUGUGGAAUUGCAAGAACAAAAACUGUAUGCAAACUUGCUUCCAAUUUUAAGAAACCUAAUGCACAAAUUAUAAUUAGAAAUAGUAAACUUGAACUAUUUCUUGAUAACGAAAAUUAUGAAAUUACCAGCUUCUGGACCUUAGGAGGAAAUUCUGGAAAAGACAUUGUGAAAGUUCUACAACUACCCAGUAAAGGAAGUUUGAAGUAUAUAAGGGAGUCUUGGCCUACAUCAUCUAAUGACCUUAAGACAUAUAUCGAUGUCAAAAUUAAAGAAACCAUUGAAAAUGGUGAACCAACGGAUAUUGAUACAACGAAAACAGCAAUAUUGGCAUCGAAGCUUUUCGAUCUUUGUAGAGGGAUUUGGUUGACACCAAUUAACACACGACCACUAGUUAAAAGCAUGAUGUCUAAUAAGAAUCUGAGAGGUAACUCAUGCAAUAGCAUUGUUGAUUGUAUCCAAUGGUUUGAUAUAUUUUCUAGUGAACUGUUCGGUAGAGUUGAAGAGUUAAGUGAAGAAUAUAAUAAAAUAUUUAUACCGAAAACAGUAUCGAUAUCUUUUAUCACUAACAAAUCAAAAAAUAUGACCAAAUCGACUGCGUUGCAAUGUAGAGGGACAAAAAUUCAAGCAACAGAUAUAUCUAUCGCAACAUCUAAACUGAUAAAUGCAGUUUAUUCUCAAUUCGACCCCAAUGACAGUACUAGCUUUUUUCCUUUGAAGCAGCUUAGUACAUCUAUAUCAAAUUUUGAAAUCAUUGAUAAUAAGAAGACUGUAAUCGAUAUGUUUGGUAAGCAAAUACAAAAAUCCACCAUCAUAGAAUCCAGUUCAAAAGUUAUUGAAACAAAUAGUGACGGAAAUAACCAAGCAGAUGAAAACACUAAAAGUCAUGAAACUUUUGAAUGCGACAUAUGUAAAAUUUCCUUUAAUGAGCGUAAAGAUUUUGUUGAACAUAAGGAUUUCCAUAUUGCUGAAAGACUUUCGGAAAGUAUUAAUGGCAGGAGUGAGGAUUCAUUAUAUUUAUCAGUGGGGGAACGACGUCUUCUGUCGUCAUCCAAAAAUAAAGUAAUUAAAAAAGAAGUUAAAAAGCCAAAGAAGAUAGAUAAUAAAAUAUCAGGUUCACAAAAUAUACUCAAUUUCUUUAAAAAGUGA